CCUCCCAACCCUGGCAAAAACCCCAACAGUUGCUCACAGCUAAACAGAGACCUAAAAGCUUUGCCUCUGUUUGCAAAUCAAUCCUAACGAUGGCAUGGAUGCAAAUUCUGAACAAGACAAGGGCAUUUCCUAUUUCAAGUCCAUAUGGGUUCUCGAGGUCCUUCUCCAAGUCCAGUCCUUUUAUUGUGAAGGUUGGAAUACCAGAAUUUCUGAAUGGAGUAGGGAAUGGGGUUGAAACUCAUGUGGCAAAGCUGGAAUCUGAGAUUGGUGACUUUCAGAAACUCCUUGUCACCCGUACUCUUAAGCUCAAGAAACUUGGAAUUCCUUGCAAACAUAGAAAGCUGAUACUGAAAUAUGCCCACAAAUAUAGGCUGGGUCUGUGGAGGCCGAGAGCUGAACCCGUGGAGGCCUAAUUAAUAGGUCUCAUUCUUCGGGAGCUAUACUAAGAUUUUGCUUUACCCCAGAAUGGUGGAGGGACGAAUGUUUCUAUGCAAGACUGACAAAGUCUUGGGAUUUUUGGCCUCUAUUUGUAACCGUUGGUUACCUUUCUCGUUUCAAUGGCCAUUAAGUUUAGUGAUCUAGGUCAAUCUCCGAUGCAUGGCGCCCUGAAUUUAGUGAAGCAAAUUGGACUUGCUUGAUAUAUUAUUCUUCAUCCAAAUUAUAUGAUUUCUUCUUGAGUGGUUCCGCUGCCCUUAUUUAGUGUUCCAGUGUUUCACUUCCAUCUGUUAAUGUAAUAUCUGAAAUGCAUGUUUGCGUAAAUUAACAGAACAACAAAAGGAAAGGACAUAGCGAAUCUGCAGUAUUUCUGUGUAAGACCAUGGCUGAUCGGGUUCCAAAGCCUUGCAUCAGCAGUAUUCAAUUCUGUCCGCUAAUUGUUAAUAGAGAAAUAGGACUUUGGAAUAUCCAGACAGCAGAGCCCUUUCUUUUCUCUUUUGCGUCGAGAAUUGAAAAAAAUAAAAUUAGCUUUCUAAACAAAUUUCCGGAUAUAUAAAUUGCAAUUUGCAACUCUGGCCUCUUAAGAGCAGUUGACUAUUCAUAAUAGCAACGGCUGCUUUGGAGAAACUAAUUAUGUACCCCUCAUUCCAAAGCUUUAUGGACUCGAUCAUGUCAGUAUCAGGACCAGCUCGACCCUUGAUAUCCCAUUACCAAGAAAUUUCGUUCUUCCAUAACUACGUUCUCGAAAAUCUCAUUGAACCUCAAACUUGCUCUUAUUCGCUAUCGAUAGCAUGCAGUAAAGUUGCCUAAAUAAUAAAAAGGUAUUAGACUGAAUUGCAACCAAGUAUGUCUGCACCACAUUCAAUAAUUUUG
Molecule: messenger RNA, 1308 nt
Organism: Durio zibethinus
Lineage: Eukaryota; Viridiplantae; Streptophyta; Magnoliopsida; Malvales; Malvaceae
Source: RefSeq, a predicted model, not a curated record